Rhagoletis pomonella (apple maggot) is the source of this 1112-nucleotide messenger RNA. RefSeq names its product zinc transporter 1-like. Gene Ontology annotation, molecular function: zinc ion transmembrane transporter activity. The transcript is spliced from 7 exons. The record is from RefSeq and is a predicted model, not a curated record. NCBI's taxonomy places the organism in Eukaryota, Metazoa, Arthropoda, Insecta, Diptera, Tephritidae. Gene Ontology annotation, biological process: detoxification of zinc ion; zinc ion transmembrane transport; intracellular zinc ion homeostasis. Gene Ontology annotation, cellular component: membrane. The coding region runs from base 1 to 885 and encodes 294 amino acids.
AUGAAACCGAGUACAUACAUAAGUAAACAUCAAGUAGUUUUAGUUAAAGUAUUAAAAACAAUUAUUAUAAAUUUACGACGCAUUGUAUGUUGUGUUGUAUAUGUAAAUUUAUGUAUAUAUUCAUACGUAGAGCAUGGUGGUCACCACGGUCAUUCGCACGGCGGUGGUCUUACUAGAAAUCACAGCAGGCUUACAGAACUAGCAAAUAUAGAUGAUGGCGAAGGUGAGCCCAAUGACUUCGCAUAUGAAAAAGAGAAAAAACCGAUGAAGAAAUUAAAUCAUGGUCACAGUCACGAUCCAGGCCAAAUGAAUAUGCGUGGUGCAUUUUUACACGUACUAAGUGAUGCCUUGGGUAGUAUCAUAGUUGUGAUUAGCGCCUUGGUUGUGUGGCUAACAGACUGGAAAUAUCGAUACUAUAUGGAUCCUGCUCUUUCUAUCGUUUUGGUUUGCCUAAUUCUACAUUCAGUUUGGCCACUCCUGCGGGAAUCAGCAUUGAUAUUGCUACAAACUGUGCCAACGCAUAUUCAAGUUGACGCGAUCCAAAAGCGUCUGCUGGAAAAAGUUGAUGGUGUUCUGGCUGUUCACGAAUUUCACGUUUGGCAAUUAGCUGGGGACCGUAUAAUCGCUUCGGCUCACAUAAGAUGUCGCAACCUUUCGGAAUAUAUGAAAAUUGCAGAGAAGGUUAAGGAAUUUUUUCACAAUGAAGGCAUACACUCGACCACAAUUCAGCCCGAGUUUGUCGAAAUAGAAGGCUGCAACAUGUCUGAUGGCACAUCGAGUCUAAAUAUGAGUGGCUCCGAUUGCGCAUUAGAUUGUCCCAGUACAGCAGAGGGAUGCGUCAAAGCGACUUGCUGCCAAAAUAAUAACAAAUUGAGAUUCUUUUAGAGCUGUGCUAUAGAAGCCAUUAAUAUGGAUUUUAAUUUUGGUGUGAGGCUAGCGUUUUAAGCCACCUUACGGAAUACUAAACCAAAAGCAAUUAAAAAGAUGUCAAAUAGAACACUUUGCAUUGAUGGCGAUAACACACAUACAGCAGUGUUCACCAAAAUAGCAUGUUUUGACAAUUGCAUUUUCUUUUAUUUCAUUUUAAUCAUUUUUAUACACAUAGAGUCAAU